This is a messenger RNA of Daucus carota subsp. sativus, 950 nucleotides long. RefSeq names its product large ribosomal subunit protein uL13w. Gene Ontology annotation, molecular function: structural constituent of ribosome; mRNA binding. Gene Ontology annotation, cellular component: cytosolic large ribosomal subunit; ribosome. The transcript is spliced from 4 exons. The record is from RefSeq and is a predicted model, not a curated record. Lineage: Eukaryota; Viridiplantae; Streptophyta; Magnoliopsida; Apiales; Apiaceae. Bases 168 to 788 code for a protein of 206 amino acids. Gene Ontology annotation, biological process: translation; negative regulation of translation.
UUUGGGCCUCGGAGCCCAACUGAUUUCCCAAACCCUAGCCCAAACAGAACACACACGACAUUGCUAUAUACACUACUCAAAAACCCUACCUCGCCGCUCUGAUACAAUCUCCUUCACAUCCAGAGAGAGAUCAGCGAGAGAGAGGGAGAGAUCAAGAGAGAGAGACAAUGGUUAACGGAUCAGGAAUAUGCGCGAAGCAAGUGGUGGUGGACGCUCGACACCACAUGCUGGGACGAUUGGCCUCGAUAAUCGCGAAGGAGUUGCUCAACGGCCAGAAAGUGGUGGUGGUGAGGUGCGAGGAGAUCUGUUUGUCUGGCGGACUUGUUAGGCAGAAGAUGAAGUAUUUGAGGUUUUUGAGGAAGAGGAUGAACACGAAGCCGUCGCAUGGGCCUAUUCAUUUCCGCGCUCCUGCUAAAAUCCUUUGGCGCACUAUCCGUGGGAUGAUUCCACACAAGAUUAAGAGGGGAGCAAAUGCCCUGGCUAGGUUGAAGGUGUAUGAAGGAGUUCCUCCUCCAUAUGACAAGAUGAAGAGGAUGGUCAUUCCUGAUGCUCUCAAGGUUUUGAGGCUUCAGGCUGGCCACAAGUACUGUUUGCUCGGACAGCUAUCAGCUGAGGUUGGAUGGAACUACUAUGAUACCAUCAAGGAACUUGAGGCAAAGAGGAAGGAAAGGGCCCAGGUUGCGUAUGAGAAGAAGAAGCAGUUGAACAAGCUAAGGGUCAAGGCUGAGGCAGCCGCAGAUGAGAAGUUAGGUUCUCAGUUGGAUAUCAUUGCCGCUGUCAAGUACUAGAUUUGUCUCGGGAACAGUUAGUGGCGAAACGCUUUUGUUAAAUUUUUGGCACAUCAAUUUUAUCUUGAAUAUGUUAUUAAGAAAAGAGAGUUUUCUUUCAUGGUUUGAUGUUUGGAAUGAUAAUUGUGAUAUUGGUGAGUUUAGUGAUGUUUUUUGAUGCCA